AUGAGCUUCUCUAACAUCUCAGAAGCUUCUCUCCUUGCUGUUUACCGGACCGCUAUUGUCAUCAAGUUGAACUACUUUGGCUGGAGAGCAGUUGACGUCCCAGAAUCCGACCCGAGACCUGGAUUCUGGUGGAACUUUCUGGUGCAGAUGUUCUACAAUCCUUGCGCACGCUAUGCCAUCUACGCGCUCAACAUCUUCAACGCGGCGCAUGCCGUUGCCAUCUUCUUCACUGCACUCUUCCAAUGCAUGCCCAUGGAGGCCAACUGGGACUUUGCCCUCAAGUUCGAACCCGGGACCAAGUGUAUCGAUCACUCUUUCCACGUGAUCGGCUCAUCUCUGACAAUUUUCACCGAUCUGUGCAUCUUGAUCAUCCCAUUCUGGAUUUUCCUGAGUCUCAAGAUGCCCAGGGUUGCCAAGAUCGUGGUCAUUGGCAUCUUCUUUCUGGGGUCUCUUAUUGCCGUUUUUUGUGUCAUCCGAGUCGUGGACGUGUACAACAUCUUCUUUGUCACACCAGAUCCGGAUAGCGACCCGUACUAUAACAUUACGGUUGUCUACUCGAGCGCCGAGGUCAACUUGAUCAUCAGCACCGCGACGAUGCCUACACUACGCUCGCUCUUCCGAAAGUGGUUCCCAAUAAACAUGGCCGGCUUCGUGCAGCCCCUUUGCGAACACACGCACCGACGCCUGCAUAUCUUCCCGCUCCUGGCGUCGAUAUCCUGGUUCUCGACGCUCACAAUCCUCUUCGCCCGAUGGAUCAGCCUCGGCCGACCACGCUACCCAGGCCAAGUCAACCCCGACGUCCCCUUCGUCAGCGACAUUGCGGCGUUUGCCUUCAAGCCCAUCUUCAUCAUCGGGUGCACGCUGACCAGCAUCGGCUUCGUGGGCACCGUCUGGAGCGUGCACCAUGUGCGCUACUCGGUGCACUUUUACGGCCUGACCGACGACAAGGCCUGGAGGAAGGUGCUGAGCGGCAUGGCCAUGGUCAGCGGCCUGGUCGCUGGUGGCUGCCUGCUGCUACUCAGCGUCUUCGACACCUUUGAGGAGCACGAGAAGCAUCGGUGGCUGCUGGUGGGCACAUUUGGCGGUCUGGCCCUUAGUUCGCUCGCGACAGAAGCUGUGUGGUGGGACGAGACGUACAAGGCUGCGCGCUUCCCGGGCCUGAGGAAGUGGUGCUUGGUCAACACCGUUCUCGUCCUGUGCAUCGCCGUCACGGGCACCCUGUUCCUCGUGUUCCUCUACACCGACUACUACAGACGAGCGGGUUACCUCGAGUGGACGAUCACCUACCUCGGGUCACUAUGGCUGGGCACGUUUGCAGGUUACAUCAGAUUCCGCGAGAGAGGUGGUGUCGCCCGGGCGCACCAUGAACCCGAGCAGCAGCCCCUCUUAUCCCCAUAA
Molecule: messenger RNA, 1398 nt
Organism: Emericellopsis cladophorae
Lineage: Eukaryota; Fungi; Ascomycota; Sordariomycetes; Hypocreales; Bionectriaceae
Exons: 6
Coding region: 1-1398 (465 amino acids)
Source: RefSeq, a predicted model, not a curated record